Vicia villosa (hairy vetch) is the source of this 1920-nucleotide messenger RNA. RefSeq lists its product as uncharacterized. NCBI's taxonomy places the organism in Eukaryota, Viridiplantae, Streptophyta, Magnoliopsida, Fabales, Fabaceae. Gene Ontology annotation, molecular function: zinc ion binding; nucleic acid binding. The record is from RefSeq and is a predicted model, not a curated record. Bases 106 to 1920 code for a protein of 604 amino acids. The transcript is spliced from 4 exons.
CCCCCCUUGUUGUGUCGUACCUUAUUCCAUCAAUUGGUAUCAGAGCUACGGGCUCUGAAUAUACAGAACACUUAACCGUGUUAGAGUUAAUCGAUCAAACAGGAAAUGACUGAUACAAAGUUUAUAGCUGAAGGAGGAUCAUCACACAGGCCUCCUUACUUUAAUGGUUCUGACUACUACUACUGGAAAGGUAAGAUGAGAUUGUUUCUACUAUCUCAAGAUAACAACAUGUGGUCUGUGGUUGAAAAUGGAAACUACACUCCAAUGACUACUGCAACAGACACAGUUGCGUCAGUUCCAAAAACUCAGUCACAAUGGACAAAAGAAGAAAACGACAAGGUACUACUAAACUCUAAAGCUCAAUUUAUAAUAUCAUGUGCUCUUAGCAGGGAAGAAUAUGACCGGAUAGAGGAAUGCACAACUGCCAAAGAAAUCUGGGAUGCUCUCAAAAUACAUCAUGAAGGAACAAAUCAUGUUAAAGAAGAAAGAAUUGAUCUUGGAGUCAGGAAAUUUGAAACCUUCGAAAUGAAGGAAGAAGAAACCAUAGAUGAAAUGUUCUCCAGAUUCACUGUAAUUGUCAAUGAACUUAGAUCACUUGGUAAAGCUUAUACUGCUCAUGAAAGAAUCAGAAAAAUUCUAAGAUGUCUCCCAAAAAUUUGGAGACCUAUGGUAACAGCUAUAUCACAAGCAAAAGAUCUAAAGAUUCUACAAGUUGAAGAACUUAUAGGAUCUCUUCGUGCUCAUGAAGGUAUCCUCAAUGAAGAUAAACCACAAAGAAAAGGUAAAAUGAUAGCUCUUAAAAUCUCUCAAAAUUCUGCAUCUAAAAUCACCACUUCACAAGGAACAACUGAAGAAGAUACCGGAUUUCUAUCUGAGGAUGAAAAUGAUCUGGCUUUAAUCUCUAGAAGAAUUCAACAAAUGAUUUUAAAAAGAAAUCAAAACAGAAAAUCAUUUCAACCCAGGAAAGAAUACCAAAAACCUGAGAUUGAUAAAAGCAAGAUUACAUGCUAUGGAUGCAACAAACUUGGACACUUCAAAACAAAAUGUCCACUCAAAACUCAUAGGAACUUCUCCUAUAAAAAAUCCAUGCUUCCACAAUGGGAUGACUCAGAGAACUCUAACUCUGAAGCCGAAGAUGAGGAAGCCAACUUAUGCCUGAUGACUAACUCCGACUCUGAAGAGGUAAAUACACUAAACUAUUGUUAUACCUGCAAAGAAAUAGGAAUUCUAUUCGACAAUUUAUUAGAAGAUUCAAAUAUCUUAACUCAGAAAUGUUUCUUUCAAAAAGAACAGAUUCACACUCUUAAAACUGAAAAAGAAGAUCUAAUAAAAUCCAACCUAAAACAUUUAGAAACCAUUAAGGAGUUACAAAAGGCAUAUUCUUAUUCUCUAGGAAAAUUUGAUUCAAAAUCUGACAAAGGCAUCUUUCUUGGUUAUUCCUCAACAUCAAAAGGUUACCGAAUUUACAAUUUGAAAAAUCAAUGUGUAGAAGAAAGCAUGCAUGUUAUGUUUGAUGAACUAAAUGUUGCAGCUUUAGAAAAUUCUCACGAGGAUGAAGUAACCGAUUUAGAAGCAAAUCCUAACACUCAAUCAACAGAUACAAGCAACACUAUGAACAUUAUCCAAGAAGCUAAAAACAACUCUGAACAACCUACAGCAAAUCCUCCGAAAGGAUGGAAAAGUGUAACUGAUCAUCCUCAUGAACAAAUAAUAGGAGACACCUCUGAUCAGGUAGAACCAAAGAAUAUCAAUGAAGCAUUAAAAGAUGAAUCUUGGAUGGAAGCCAUGACAGAAGAAUUAUCUCAGUUUGAGAAAAGCCAAGUUUGGAAACUAGUUCCUUACCCUCAAGAUAAAACUAUUAUUGGUACAAGAUGGGUGUUCAGAAAUAAACUUGAUGAAAAUGGAAAAAGGAAAAAUUGA